Molecule: messenger RNA, 1873 nt
Organism: Lolium rigidum
Lineage: Eukaryota; Viridiplantae; Streptophyta; Magnoliopsida; Poales; Poaceae
Product: GATA transcription factor 26-like
Exons: 6
Coding region: 198-1529 (443 amino acids)
Biological process (GO): regulation of DNA-templated transcription
Molecular function (GO): sequence-specific DNA binding; zinc ion binding
Source: RefSeq, a predicted model, not a curated record
AGGAAUCCCCUCUGGGUCUGAACAGAUUCAUACCGAGAAACACUUCUUGAAUUUCCCCUCUUUUUUUUUGCUCAGGAAUUAUUUAGUACGGAGGAACUGCUCCUUCUUGUUUCUGCCUUGUUUUUCCGUGUUCCUCUGGUUGGGAUUUUCUCCGGUUCUUCCUCGUUUGCUUGUGGGGGCGAGAAGAAGAGAGGGGCAUGGGAAAGGAAGGGCCUUGCCGUCAUUGCGGAGUCACAAGCACUCCACUUUGGCGAAAUGGGCCACCAAAUAAGCCAGUGCUCUGCAAUGCAUGUGGCUCGAGAUGGAGAACAAAGGGUUCAUUGGAGAAUUACACACCAAUGCAUUCUCGUGACGAUAUUGAUGCUGAACAACCUAGAGUUAGCAAGCUGAAGCCUCCGACAUCGAGGCUGGCGGAACAUAAGCAACUAAAGAAAAAGCCAAACCACAGCAUAAGGGAGAAUGAACCAUAUUCUGAUCAAAACUUCUGGAAGAUGGCGGAUACUGGCCCAAGCCGAUCUAGUUCUGGAUCAGCAGUAUCAUAUUCAGAGAGUUUUGCGCCAUAUGGGUCUGCUGAUGCAAGUGAAAUGGCUGGUUCAGCGCAAUCUCAUGCUUGGGAGUCACUGGUACCAUCAAAAAAGAGAAGUUGUGUCACUCGGCCUAAGCCUUCACAGGUGGAAAAGCUUGCCAAGGAUCUUAACUCCAUAAUGCAUGAAGAGCAGUUAUAUUAUUUUUCUGGAUCCUCAGAGGAAGAUCUACUUUACCAUAGUGAAACUCCUGUGGGCUCCUUUGAGAUUGGAUAUGGAAGUGUGCUUCUUAGAAAUUCAAACUCAAAAUCAGUGGAGGAAGAUUGGGAAGCAAACUCUGUUCCUGCAGAUAAUAAGUCAUACCUUACAAGUGAAUCGUAUUCAGAGACUGCCUCGUUUGUUGUACAUAGUGGAAGCAAGGGAGCAAGCAAUUCAAAUGCUGGGCCUGAGAAGGCAAAGUCGUUUCCCGUGCAGACACAGCCGGAAAAGGCUAGAAGGGAUAAAUUUCAUUAUUCAAAGCAAGAGACCUUGGAAAAUGUAGAUUCGGCUUUAGUUUCAGUAGCUUUAGAGGGAAACGACACUAACGAAGCAGGUGGAAAUGAAAAUACCAGUACUUUGUAUGGCCUUACAAAGUGCACUAUGAAGCAUCUCAAAAGACCUCAUGAAAGCCAGUUGCAAAGCUUCCCAGAAGGAACCAUGAGGGGUCCAAAAAGAGUUUCUAGAUAUGGGGCUAUGGCUCCUCAGUUCAAAGGUUCAGUUUUGCCCAAAUCUGGAGGAGCGGCAUUGAACUUAUUCAUGCUACCUCCAGAUAAAUUAUCCAUGCUGCCCCCUCCUCAGUACAUGGAUGAUGAUUGUGAUCAAGACUUGCUGCUGGAGGUUCCUCGCAAUGCACGCCAACCAGAGGCAGAACUUCUUUGCCAACCAUUUCAACUUAGCUCAGUAACCCGCAGCUUCACCUCAGAGGACGUGGUCGCUGAUGGAGAGGGGUGUCUCAAGCAACCGUAGUCCCAGUUCGUCUAGCAACCAACUUAGGAACAGGUGUUAGCAGUAGUUUCCCUUAGGUUCCUGGAUCAUUAUGGUACCUUUAUUUACCGAUUACCAAUAGGGCUUUCUGCGGUUUGUUCAUGGUUGCGCUGCCGUCAUCAUCGCCCUGAUUUACAUUGACAAUGCGCAUCGGCCAGCUCAGGCAAAAUUGUCCGUUCAGCUAACGUUUGUGGCGGUGCUUUUGGUUAGGCUUGUUGUGUUGGUUUCUGUAGAAUAUGGCUUUUGGAGAAAAAUUAUACCUCAUAUAAAUGUAUGGUGGGGAAAUGGAAAAGAAAAGGAUACCAUAGAUUUACCAGUCACUUUUA